AUGACAGAUGCGUCCUUGACAGGCUGGGACGCCACCCAGGAGGGCAGAACGGGUGGCUCUCUGGGCUUGGCCCGUAAGAGGACGAACCUAAGCGCACUGGGGCUUUCGCCGCGUGUGAUUGCUACUAUACAGAAUGCAAGGGCCGUUUCUACGCGAUCCUUGUAUGGCAGUAAGUGGCAAGUGUUCGAAGGGUGGUGCGAUGGCCGUGGUCUCACAUCUUAUCAGUGCUCAGUUCCUGAUAUUUUGUGUUUCCUCCAAGACCUCUUGGAAAAAGGCAGGUCUUUUUCCACAAUUAAGGUCUACUUGGCUGCUAUUUCAGCCUGUCAUGUGGGCUUUGAGGGCUCAACAGUCGGGCAGCAUCCUCUAAUCCGCAGAUUUAUGAAGGGUGCCCGUCGCUCCUUGCCAGUCGUCGGGAGAACUGUUCCUGAGUGGGACCUCUCCAUGGUGUUGGAGGCUCUGUCUCAAUAUCCUUUUGAACCCCUGGGAAGUAUUUCCCUAAAGCUGCUGUCCUUCAAGACAGCUUUGCUCUUGGCCUUGGCAUCGGCCAAACGUGUCAGUGAGCUACAUGCACUUUCGGUUCAUCCCUCGUGCACUAAAUUCUCUCUUAGUGGAGAUAUGGUUUCCCUUAAGCCUAAUCCGGCCUUCAUGCCGAAGUGCUUCCCUGCGUUCACUUCGGAGGUGUUGGAGCUGUCCGCUUUUCACCCUCCACCUUUUUCCUCCCCGGAGGAUGAGAGGCAAAAUGCUCUGUGUCCCGUCCGUGCUUUACGGACAUAUAUGAACAGGACCAGUGCUUUCCGGAAGAGCGACCAGCCCCUUAUUUCAUGGGCACCCCCUCAUGGAGGGAAUCCUAUUUCUAAGCAACGCCUCUCACAUUGGUUUGUGAAUGCUAUAGCUUUGGCUUAUGAAUCAAAGGGAAUGCAGCCACCAGGGGACAUCAGAGCUCAUUCCACGAGGGGCAUUGCCACCUCUUGGGCUUUGUUUAGGGGAGUGUCACUGCAGGACAUCUGCUCUGCUGCCAGUUGGGCUUCUCCUCAUACCUUUGUGCGUUAUUACCGGCUGGAUGUCACCAGUAUCUCGGUAGCACAUUCGGUUUUAGGGGUGGGGUCUUCUUAGCCCUCCCCUGCAACCCCGUUGGAAGUGAUGAAGAAGGAGUGAAUGGGCCGGCUGGCCAUGCACAUCCCUGUCACUAAGCAUGUUUUUCCAUUCCUUUUCUGGGUGUAUUUAUAUGCACAUUGGUUAUCAUGUGUGUUAUGCUAACAUGUUUCAUGUGCUGCAUGUGCACAGCAGUCAUGUGUGUGCAUCAGUAUUGCAGAUUCAUGAGUAUGGGACGUGUCAGGCACUGCCUCCCUGGGGCGACCGUCCUUCUCUGACUUUCAGAACCUCACUGUGAGUGUAUUGGGCAAUUGGGGAGC
Cyprinus carpio (common carp) is the source of this 1412-nucleotide messenger RNA. RefSeq lists its product as uncharacterized. The transcript has 2 exons. The coding region runs from base 1 to 1113 and encodes 370 amino acids. NCBI's taxonomy places the organism in Eukaryota, Metazoa, Chordata, Actinopteri, Cypriniformes, Cyprinidae. The record is from RefSeq and is a predicted model, not a curated record.